Papilio xuthus (Asian swallowtail) is the source of this 674-nucleotide messenger RNA. RefSeq lists its product as uncharacterized. NCBI's taxonomy places the organism in Eukaryota, Metazoa, Arthropoda, Insecta, Lepidoptera, Papilionidae. The record is from RefSeq and is a predicted model, not a curated record. The annotation marks the transcript as partial. The transcript has 4 exons.
UUAAUAACAUGUGUACGAAAUUUCUGAUCAUCUUACUCUGUAUUCUACCAAAGAUCAACUCUAGUGAAUCUGACAUAGCCAGUGAUGUUUUACAACGAAGUAGAAGACAACUGUUGUUCCCUAAUUCAACCCUUUUUCAAUUUAAUGCUGGAGUAGGUACACCAACACCAAUAAAAACGAUAAAUUUCAAUUGGGCAUUUCAAGCAAAUUUCCAGUUACCAUGGAACAGAUCUCAAAUACCUUUAGACAUAUUAGAAGCGGAAUCUGGUUAUCCAGGAUUCUCGAGAAGAAAACGAGAUUUAAAUGAUGAAAAAUCUAAUCAUGAUACUUUGUCAGAAAAUUAUCAGAAUGAUGCUAAAUUAUAUCACUUUUAUAAAUACGUUGAAGAUGUAUUAAAUGGCUUUGGUUACAACGGAUCAUCUUGCGUGUUACGAACUCUGUGCCAGCUCGCUGCUGAACCAUUGCAUGUUGAUGAUGAAGAAGAUCUACUCCAUGAGAUAGCUACAUUUAUCCUUAAUCCAGAGAAUGACACCAAUGAUGAUGGUACUACAUCACCUGAAGCAACUCCUUAUAUUGACGCAUACAAAUCUGGUUUCAACGUUGAACAAUGCUACGAUAAAUACAACGACUGUACAAUAUCCCUUAUUGAUAUGUUUACACAAAUAAAUGACAUU